Messenger RNA from Schistocerca americana (American grasshopper), 990 nucleotides. Its product is annotated as piggyBac transposable element-derived protein 3-like. Lineage: Eukaryota; Metazoa; Arthropoda; Insecta; Orthoptera; Acrididae. The transcript has a single exon. The record is from RefSeq and is a predicted model, not a curated record. Bases 1 to 990 code for a protein of 329 amino acids.
AUGAAGUGGCGGAAGAAAGAAAUGCCGUAUUCGAAUCCUUGUGAGAGCGAAAUCCAUCUUCCAGAUUAUGAAGAAGAGAAAGGAAUUUUUGAAUCUUUCUUGGAUUACCUUCCUCUGACAUUCUGGGAAGAACAUGCACAACAAACCAAUUUGUAUUCAGUUCAAAAACGACAACAUAAAUCUGUUAACACCAGUGGAGGAGAAAUGUUGCAUUUAGCUGGAAUACAUGUUGUUAUGGGAGUUCUGGGCUAUGCACAAAGUAAGCUGUACUGGCAGCAAGAUAUUCAGGUUCCAGUUAUUGCUAAGUGUAUGACAAGAGACCGUUUCUACGAACUGAGAAAUUAUAUGCAUUUUGUGGAUAACACAAGUGAGCACAUCGAGAAGCUUUGGAAGGUAAAACCUUUUCUUGAGUGUGUGCAGAAGAAGUGUCUGACCCUUCCAAGAUCACAUCAUCUUUCUAUUGACGAACAGAUGGUGCCAUUUUCUGGUAAAUGUGGCUUUUUGACUUACGUACCAUCAAAACCUAAUCCAUUAGGUUUAAAAUGCUUCAUUCUGGCUGCACCUGGUGGCCUUGUGUUGGACUUCAUGUUUUAUACUGGGUCAGAUACUGUGUCAGCUGAAGAUAAGAAAGAAUAUGGUCUCGGUGGAGCAGUUGUUAGGAUGAUGACAGAAAGUGUUCCUAGAGACAACCAGCAUUGUGUAUACACUGAUAGAUUUUUCACAAGUGUAAAAUCUGUAGACAUGUUGUUGGGAAGGAAAAUUUAUCAGAUAGGUACAGUUAUGAAGAACAGCUUGGGUCCAAUAGUGAAGAAAUUGAAAAAUGACAGACUAUUUCAACGGGGGGAAUGGGAAGAAUGGGUUAGGGAAGAUGAUAAAAUUUGUCUUAUUAAGUGGAAAGACAAUAAAAGUGUCCUAAUACUCUCAUCAUAUGUUGGAAGCAGCCCUCCAACCACAUUAAGAGGUGGUCAAGAGAACAGACAAAGAAGAUAG